AUGAGUCUAAAAAUCGAGGAAAAAUCCAAUCAUCUUUGGCGUGGCGUCUUAAACCACCUCAACGCAAUGUACGGCUUUCCCGCCAAUGGCUCCAAGAAACUCUGUGGCCUGCUUGGCUUGUACAGAGGCGAAGGAAGUACCUUCAGGAUCACGGGCGAACAAUGGCGAUUCGUCAUCGACAUUAUGCGCGAAGACAACGAGAUAGUGCACAUCAUCGCCAUCACUGUCAUCGCCCGCCACAAUCAAGACGAGCGUCGGAAUGGGUAUGUCAUUACGCUAGCAUGUAAUGUUCACCCAAUGUCAGCAGACCAAAAGUUCCCCGGAGCGCCCUUUUUGUACUGGUACCCUGUUACAAGUGGUGGCGAGGUUUACCAACAUUGUUGCGACAAGGAGUCCACCAACCCUGACAAGUCUGCAUCCACGUCACGAGGAACGUGGGAAACGACUCGACUCCGGAUUAUCCAGAAAGCUUACGAGCAGGAUGCAGUAGUCAUGAGAAAGCUAUACAAAGAGGCCACGGCGAACGCAUCAACUAACUCUCAGGCUUUGCAGCAGAACGCUCGGCCCAUGAAUACGGAAGUUACGCCGAACAAGAAGAACCAGAUACGACUCGGCAACGGAACCCAAAAACUUCUCAAAGGAUUUGAUAGCAUUCCCCACGAGCAGCUGUUGCAGCGCGCGAGACAGUUCGCCGAUGAGGUUGUGUCGUUGCGACAUGACUUGCAAGCAAUCAACAUCGAGACAAAAGCUCUUCGGGCACGAAACAUCCAACUGGACAAGGACAACGCCGAAAAGUCAGCCACAAUUGAGAACAUGCAGCUCGAAGUGACCCAUAUGCGCGGUCAGAGAUCAAGUAUUGCAAAGGAGAAGAAGGACCAUGCGGCAAAAAUCAGAGAACAGAAGCUUCUCAUCAGCGACCUCCGCAAGAAGAACAAGAAACUUGAGACCGAGAUCCACGAUUGCAGUAUCCGAGACAAAGAACUAGCUAACCUCAGCAAGAAGCUCGAGUCAGAGAACAAGGUUCUGAGUGAGCAAAAUGAGAAGCUCAUCAGCAAGAGAAACACUCUCCUUGAAAGCAGGCAGUCUCUUUAUGACAGUAACGCCGAGCUUGCGGCCAAGAUGGAGAAGAUGGACCGCAAGAAGAAGCGAGUGGAGAAUAAGUUGAGUAAGCUGGAGGGCAAGACUCAGUCUCAGGGUGAACACAUCGAGGCAUUGACGAUGGCAGUUGAUCAAGUCAAAGAAGCGAACGUGGAACUGAACGCAACUACGGCCAAGUUUGAGAAAGAAAAGGAAGAGGCGAUCAAGAUCAGGGGAGGACUUUCUGAACAACUCACUGAGCUAGACAACGAGCUUCUGCAGAGCCGCGCCAAGGUCACCGAGCUUUGGCGUGAUAUGGAAGUGAAGAACGAACGUGACAGACGCACCGAAGCCGCGCUCGCUGAAACUCAACAGAAUCUCCAGCAGACUUCCGCUACGCAUUUGAAUCAGAUCGAGCAGCUCAAGAAAGAUAUCAGCGCCAAGGAUGCCCUCACCCAGCGGCUCCACGGCGAAAUUUUGUGCCUCCAACAACGAUCACAUGCCACUCCAUACACCCCGCGCAGUGGCUACGCAGUUAGAGACGAACGCCUUGUAUCCAUGCGCGAGUUGCAGCAUCAGCGAGAGAUCUCCCGUCUGGCGAACGAGAAAGCGAGCGACAUGGAGAGCAAGCUCAACGCGAUGAAGUUGGCCAUGGAAGUCAUGAAGUCCGAUUUGCAGACUGAGAAGGCCGAGGUGAACGCCAGAAAAGCAGAGAUGGAUGCAGAGAGGAGCGAGGUGGAGGCGCUGGCGAAGAAGUGCGCCGAGAAGAUGAACGCGGCGAAUGCUAAGGAGGCGUACACGGUGAGCUUGGAGAAGCAGCUGGAAGAUAUGAGAGGCAACAUGGAGGGUAUGCUUGGACGCGUGUCCGUCUAUCAGGGAAAGAAGCGUCGUCGGACGGAGGGGCCAGACUUUCAGCUGUGA
Colletotrichum godetiae is the source of this 1998-nucleotide messenger RNA. RefSeq lists its product as uncharacterized. Bases 1 to 1998 code for a protein of 665 amino acids. The record is from RefSeq and is a predicted model, not a curated record. The transcript has a single exon. NCBI's taxonomy places the organism in Eukaryota, Fungi, Ascomycota, Sordariomycetes, Glomerellales, Glomerellaceae.